CCCUCCGACAGGUCCCUCAAGGAGCUGGGUUCCAACGUCCUGCGCAUGGACAAGCUGCUGAGCAAGGUGUGCUCGCAGCAGGAGCCGCUGAUCAACUGGUACGUCGUGAGGAACGAGGAUAGGAAGAGUAGAGGUUCUGUCCGCCUCAAGUUCAGCUACACGGAGGCUGUGAAGGAGAAGAGUCUGAGCCAGUACACGGUGUUCCCGGCGAUGCUGUUCGGGGUCCGCAACGAGAAAGGAUACUUCUUCACGCCAAGGCACAGCAUCAGGAUGUUCGGGAAAGUGCUGUGGAACAGCACGUGCAGCUACUGCAAGAGGAAGAGGAAAGAGCACAUGCCCGAUGGCAGAUGCGAAGACUACUCCAUUCUCGACGGAGUUCAGAUUCUCUCCAUGGCAGCGUCCACAGACGGUCUGCUCGUGGCGUGGGGGACAGAGCUGGGCUACGUGACCUUGACAGCGGUUGACUCGGGGGACCGACUAGCCACAUGGAGGGCGCACAGCGGACCGGUUGUUGACCUGUGCUUCUCCAUGGACAACAAGUUUCUGUGCUCCUGUGGGAGGGACUUGCAGCCAUCGGCGCCGCUUGCCGGCGACAAGAACUACUCUCCGGAGGAACUGGAAGCGCUUCCCAGGAGGAACUCGGUGAUCCGGUGGGACCUGGAGGGCUGGAUCAAGACCAGGAUGCGGAAGAGAUGAUAGUGUGAAGGAUGUAAUCAAAGUCGAACUUUUC
Molecule: messenger RNA, 730 nt
Organism: Guillardia theta CCMP2712
Lineage: Eukaryota; Cryptophyceae; Pyrenomonadales; Geminigeraceae
Exons: 7
Molecular function (GO): protein binding
Source: RefSeq, a predicted model, not a curated record